Molecule: messenger RNA, 1564 nt
Organism: Phialemonium atrogriseum
Lineage: Eukaryota; Fungi; Ascomycota; Sordariomycetes; Cephalothecales; Cephalothecaceae
Product: putative exosome complex exonuclease
Exons: 2
Coding region: 190-1233 (347 amino acids)
Biological process (GO): nuclear polyadenylation-dependent rRNA catabolic process; TRAMP-dependent tRNA surveillance pathway; CUT catabolic process
Cellular component (GO): cytoplasmic exosome (RNase complex); nuclear exosome (RNase complex)
Molecular function (GO): RNA binding
Source: RefSeq, a predicted model, not a curated record
CGGAUAUUUUCUGCCACCCAAACACUCUAGUGCAUUUCUAGCAAGUCUCCAGCACUGGUUCUAGGACCCUGCCAAGAAUUGAGCGAGCAUCAGCGCAACGAGAUACCGGAAAAUUCUUUUGAGUCUCGCUUGCCAAGGCGCACAUCACGUAGCCUACAUAGGCCGCCGGCCGCCUCACCAAAGUCGAACAUGCCAAUCACAAUAAUAGCACCGAAGCCGAUACCACGGUAUUUUGGGCGCGAUGAGGAGGAUGCCUCGGACUCGGAUUCAAGCAGCGGAGGGGCCGACCUCACAGGAGACGUGAGGAUGCGACCGACCAAGCGCGUUCGUCGAGACGACAGAUAUGAGAUCGUGACUCCCGGCGAGGUCAUUACGGAUGAUCCCCAGUGGAUGAGAGGCCACGGCACAUACAUGACCGCGGGCACGACCACCAUCAUCUCGUCGGUGGCGGGGACGAUCACGCGGACCAACAAGCUGCUCUCGGUGCGCCCCCUUCGCGCGCGCUACACGCCCGAGGUGGGCGACCUGGUGGUGGGCCGCAUCGUCGAGGUGCAGGCGAAGCGCUGGCGGGUGGACGUGGGGUCGACGCAGCUGGCGGCGCUGCCGUUCAGCGCCAUCAACCUCCCCGGCGGCGUCCUGCGCAAGCGCACCGACACGGACGAGCUGCAGAUCCGCACCUUCUUCGCCGAGGGCGACCUCGUCGUGGCCGAGGUGCAGCAGCUGUUCGCCGACGGCGGCGCCGCCCUGCACACGCGGUCGCUCAAGUACGGCAAGCUGCGCAACGGCGUCUUCAUGGCCGUGUCCGGCACCGGCGGCGGCGGCGGGGUCGUGCGCAGCCGGCGCCAGGUCUGGACCAUGGAGGCGGCGAACGGGGGGGGGAUGGUUGACGUCGCGCUGGGCGUGAACGGUUACGUCUGGAUCAGCAAGCACGUGGAGACGCCCGAGAACCUGGACAAGGCGACCGGGAUUACGAAUAUGGAGGAGAGCAUCAGCACCACCAUGUACUCGAGCCAGAAUGACAGGAUCGAGCCCGAGACGAUGCGGGAGAUCGCGAGGAUCCGGGGGGUCGUUACCGCGCUGAUCGAGAAUGGGCUGCGGGUGGACGAGGAUAUGGUCAUGAAGGGUUACAACGAGGCGUGCGAGAUAGCAUUGCAUUCGGGCGACGGGCCCGAGGACGUCUAUCUUGGUGGCGAACGGGGCGAGCAGCUGGCUGCGGCAUUGACCGGGACAUAACUACGCUGACGACCCUUCUAAUAUAAGGCCACGAUAAAUGAUAAACUGCCUGCGUUUGUCGUCGACUGUUGGGCUUCUCUAUUCACAUAACCCUCAGUGACUCGUGGCAACGACCGAGUCAUCUCAGAAUCUCAGCCAUCUUCGAGAAUCUGCUCGGAAACCAACGAGGCUGACUCUCCUCUGGCUGCUUAAAACAACCCCCUGGGUUCGAUCAGGGUCCGACUGCGGCGAGGAGGAGUGACGCAGGUGUUCGAUAGCGGACCUAUUGGCAGUUUAGCCGACAACUAGCAAUCAUUCCUAUGCCGUCGUUGGAUAUAUAGGGCCUCAUCUA